Uloborus diversus is the source of this 1366-nucleotide messenger RNA. RefSeq names its product arrestin homolog. Bases 81 to 1238 code for a protein of 385 amino acids. Gene Ontology annotation, cellular component: cytoplasm. The transcript has 10 exons. Gene Ontology annotation, molecular function: G protein-coupled receptor binding. Lineage: Eukaryota; Metazoa; Arthropoda; Arachnida; Araneae; Uloboridae. The record is from RefSeq and is a predicted model, not a curated record. Gene Ontology annotation, biological process: signal transduction; G protein-coupled receptor internalization.
CAAUAACUGGUUAUUCCCGCCUACGCAGACAGAACGAAAGCUUCGCAAAGAACUGGAAAGUCUAGUAAAGUUGUGGCAAAAUGGUGGCAACAUGUCGGAUUUACAAGAAAAUGUCCCCCAAUGGAAAGGUGACGUUAUACUUACCCAAGAGAGAAUACGUGGAUCAUAUAACAAGCGUUGAUCCUAUUGAAGGGAUUGUGCUUCUGGACGAUGAGUACUUGAAGCAUCGUCAAGUUUAUGGUCAUGUCAUUGCAAUAUUUCGAUAUGGAAGAGAAGAUGACGAGGUAAUGGGACUGAAAUUCGUAAAGGAGUUGUAUUUGGCUUCUGAGCAGAUUUACCCGUCGCCUCACGAAACAGAAACCAACAGACGUCCGAAUUCCAGAAUGCAAGAGCGACUGAUGAACAAGCUGGGUGCGAAUGCAUAUCCGUUUCAAAUAAAGCUCCCAAACAACGCUCCCCAUUCCGUCAUCUUACAACCAGCGUCAGCUGAUACCGGGCAACCUUGCGGAGUGUAUUACGAAAUAAGAAUCACAGUUGGUGCAACACAGCACGAUCAAGGUCAUAAGAGGAGUUCUGUGACCAUGGGCAUCAGAAAAGUGCAGCGUGCCCACCUAGUUGGCAGCAGACAACCUUGCAGUGUGAUCAAAAAGGAUUUUCUGCUCAGUCCUGGACAUUUAGAAUUGGAAGUCACGUUAGAUCGUCAAGUUUUCUGCCACGGAGAUCCAGUAGCUGUAAAUAUUGCCGUUAGAAAUUACUCUAAUAAGACGGUGAAAAGGAUUAAAGUGUACGGUAUGCAGAAUGUUGAUAUCUGUAUGUUUGCAAGUGGACACUGCAGAACUGUAAUAGCAUGCAUGGACACGGAAUCCGGUUGUCCUAUUGGGCCAGGUGGUACCCUUCAUAAAAUAAUGGAGAUCUAUCCAACGAAUCUCGAAUCGAAAGGAACACGAGGCAUCGCCUUGGAUGCUCCAGUCGGGGACGAAACUGUUGAAAUAGCGUCUUCUACCAUACUUCCGGAAGAUCAAGAGAAGGAUCCCUUUGGAAUCAUUGUAUCCUAUUCCAUCAAAGUGAAGUUGAUUUUGGGAGCUUUAGGAGGGGAAGUUGUUGCCGAGUUGCCGUUUGUGCUGAUGAAUCCAGGUGCAGGAGCUAUAAAAGCAGUGGAUGAAAACGGACAGUUGUUGCCAGGAAAUAAAGAAGUUGACUUGGAGUGCACUAAACCAUUAAACAAGAAGGAUGCCUGAUGAGAAUACUCUUUUAAAAGCUGUGUAAUAUGAUUUAGUUUAGUAUCUUCAGGCACCAAGAUCAAAGAGCUAUUGUAUUUGAACACUCUAAAUAAAAACAAUGAACUACAAAGAACUAUCAUUUUAAU